Molecule: messenger RNA, 2058 nt
Organism: Psilocybe cubensis
Lineage: Eukaryota; Fungi; Basidiomycota; Agaricomycetes; Agaricales; Agrocybaceae
Exons: 19
Coding region: 1-2058 (685 amino acids)
Biological process (GO): carbohydrate metabolic process
Source: RefSeq, a predicted model, not a curated record
AUGGUGUUACGAGCACCGCUUUUUAAAAGAGCGCCAACUGGGUCGGCCAAGCCUGCAGGGUGGGCGCGCGAUCAAGCCAAUGUGCAGGCAAAUGGAUUAGCUGGCCACCUUCGCGACUUCGAUAGCUAUGUCAACGGGUCCAUUUGGGUCGAAGGAGGUUCCAUCGAGUACAGCGAAAUGCAUGAAGCUGCUCCAUACUGGUUCAAUGGAAUGGUUUCCCUGGCGUUCCAACUCGAAGAUGAUCGCUUAAUGGGCCAAGUUAAGAACUUUCUGGACUGGACGUUGGAACAUCAGGGUGAAGACGGCUGGAUCGGACCUGAACCGCUUAUAGCGAACUCUACGACUCCUAGGCUCGUAUGGCCGCGAUAUCUGGUCCUUUUGGGUCUCAUUCAAUACGCAGAAGCAGAUCCAUCCCAGUCAGAGCGCAUCAUAGAUGCAAUGCACAAGUUUAUGUCGCUCGCAAACACGCUCUGGAAGACCAAUCAACAGGGAACUCCCGACCAGGGUUUCCAAUUUGACUACCAGUACGUCAGAUGGGAAGAGUUAGUCUACUCGCUCCAAUGGCUCUAUGAUACUGAACCGAGAGGCAAGGAAGCAGAACUUCUUGAGACUAUGCAACUUGUCCGGGACUCUGGAUACUCGUGGAAGAACGAUUGGUUUGUAGAUUCCAUCUUCCCGAAGCAGGCUGUUCCCUCAAACCAACUUACGAUGCAAACCCAUGGAGUUAACACCGCUGAAGCACUCAAAUCCGAGGCUCUGGCCUGGCGAUUUACUGGUGAUGACUCGGAUAUUCAAAGUACGUUUGAUAGAUUGGACAUGAUUUACACAUACCAUGGAAGAGCGUCUGGCACAUUCUCCGCGGAUGAGCAUAUGGCUGGACUCAAUCCUUCCAGGGGUACGGAGUUGUGCGCAGUUGUGGAACAAAUAUUUUCCCUGGCUACAAUUUACUCUAUCCUCGGAAACAACACCGUCGCUGACAGGCGUAUAAUGCUCUUCCUGCAGGAAUUAUGCAUGAUUGGUGGUCUCAUCAAUACGAUCAAGAGGGUAAUGGUGUCUUCUCUCUUACUAUCUUCGUAUGCUUAUGUUAUGUGUGGUGACUCAGUAAAUCAGAUAUGGGCCAAGAACAUGAACCCUUCCCCUUGGGUGAAUAACGGACCAAACUCGAAUGUUUUUGGUUUUGAACCCAAUUAUCCUUGCUGUACUGUCAAUCACCCUCAAGCGUACCCGAAAUUCUGGUCGCACUCGUUCAUGACCGAUGAGAAAAGUGGGAGCCUUAUACAUGCCUUGUUGGGACCUGCUACCUUCUCUGGGAGCGUUGGGAAGGCGAACGACAUCAAAGUCUCUGUCGAUACUCUCUACCCCUUCGGUUUAACGUUUAAAUAUUCUGUUACAACGUCACACCCGUUCACCUUCCAGAUUCGUAUCCCUGACUGGGCCAAGAGCCAGCAGAGUACUAUAGCGGUUAACGGAAAGAAACAAACCGCUAUCCAACCAGAUCCAUCUACUUCUUUGCAAAGCGUGAAGGUCUCUACGGGAACAACCACCAUUGAAAUGACCCUUUAUGCACCUCUAGUGGUUGAAGUGCGCACUAACAACGCAGUAGCCAUAACGCGCGGUGCAUUGAACUAUGCCGUGGAACUAUCCUAUAACCAAACGUCUGCCCCUGGAUUGAGGAGUGGCCAGGCUCUAGGUGACGUUAAGCGGUUGUACCCUAACGCUCCUCCCGCGUACUUAACCCCUACCGACAACCACACUGUUGAUAAUACUCUCCUCCCCACAAGUGAAUGGAGGAUUGCGAUCGACCCAAACACGAUUGAAGUAAACGAUGAAUCCAGUCACACAUCAUCGAUGCCUUAUUAUGCGUGGGCUCCAGGAGCACAACCAGUCUCGAUGACGGCCACUGGAUGUCAAAUCGAAUGGGACCUUGUCGAUGGAACCGCCUCUGCGCCUCCCAUGAGCCCAAACAGCUGCGUUGGAGAUACGUUCAAGGUGAAAUUAGUUCCAUUUGCUGCUGCUAAAUUGAGAAUCGGGGAGAUUCCUACGAUGGCGUCCUCUUGA